ACAUAGAUUUCGUAUAUAAUACGCGUUGAACUAUGAAGAGAUUAGUGUUUUACCGAACUUCAGUAAAGCUAGAUCAAGAGUUACGAAGUGAAAAAAGUAUCGAGACAAAAUGAAGACCGCUACACUUUGUCUUGUUGUUGCUGCAGUAUUCGUAUAUGUGAGCGCCAAGCCUCAGCAGCCACCCGCUGCACCAGCAGGACAGCAGGCGGCUGGACAGGCCGGACAGGCCGCAACGCAAGCCGGCCAAACAGCCGGUGGUGCUCUAUCUGGCGCGCCAGGUGCUGCCAACGGUGCUGCUUCUACUGCUAACGCCGCCGCUGGUGGUAAUCCUGCUGGUGCCGGUGCCCCUAGUGGUGUUCCUAGCGGUGCCCCUAACGGCGUCCCUAGCGGUGUUCCUAGCGGUGCCCCUGGUGGUGCUCCCAGCGGUGCCCCUAACGCUGCAUCUCCAGCUGGUGCUGGAGCCAACCCUGGUGCUAACCCUGCUGCUGCUGGAGGCGCAGCUAACCCAUCUUCAAACCCACAAAACUGUGACAAACAUCAUCGCCGAUGCCAUGAAGGAAGGAAAGACCAUCGUGGAUUUCUUCACACAAAGGUUCAUACCGGGUUUCCAGGGAUAAGGCAAUUCUUCCAACGAACAGUCCGCGUACAAUAAAUUCACAACUGAACAGGAUUUGCAACACUGAACGAUAAUGCAUUACCGACUGUAGUAUUCCCUAGGUUACGUAGAUUUUAGACAAUAAACAUUUCAAAACGCA
Molecule: messenger RNA, 755 nt
Organism: Spodoptera frugiperda (fall armyworm)
Lineage: Eukaryota; Metazoa; Arthropoda; Insecta; Lepidoptera; Noctuidae
Exons: 6
Coding region: 110-652 (180 amino acids)
Source: RefSeq, a predicted model, not a curated record